Cladocopium goreaui is the source of this 1152-nucleotide messenger RNA. NCBI's taxonomy places the organism in Eukaryota, Dinophyceae, Suessiales, Symbiodiniaceae. The record is from the annotation of a GenBank genome assembly.
AUGCUAUCACACACGCAGAUCAAUCUUUUCCAGGUCUUUGGGGGUCAGUAUACAUCAGUAUACUUUAGAUAUCCAGGGUCAUGGGUGACGAAACCCCCAUGUAUUUUACGUGGAGACUCUUUUCUUCGAGAACAACAGGAGAGGAACAAGAAGCUAAGCUUUGAAGAUGUUCUGAAGGCUGCGAAAGGAAAGCUGCAGGCCUUGCAGAGCAACGGCACGCAGCUGCAGCCGCCUGAUAGACCUCUUUCGACACCUGUCCGUGCACAGAGCACUCAGAAAGGAUCUUCCCCUGUGAGCGUGGCUUCUACCCCAGUACAUGAGACUCAGAAGACACCUCAACAGGCCACGCCUUUUGCCGAUAACAAGUCCAUGGGCGCUUUGACUGCUUCUCUUGGACGGAUGUGCAAGCCUAAGCCAGGCUCAGGGAAGCUUGAGGUCAGCCCAGAGAUCCACAAACAGUGGGCAGCUGGUGGCAAAAGUAGAAAAGCUUUACUUGACAUCCUAGUGAAAUGCAACGGCGACAAGGAGAAGCGUAUCCGUGCAGCCGUGGCUUACUGCACGGCCAAACAUCGGGUCAAAACCUUCGUGAGGAAGGACAAGUACGAUGGCACCCAUGAAUAUUGGGUGGACGUUGAAACUACCGGUUCGUAUGAGAAUGAAGCGGAGGAGAUUUUCACGGACACCACAGCAGUGGUGGGCGAAGGGUCUUCUAAGAUAGACUUAGGUUUGUCACCGCUGGUCCCAGCAGCCUGCGGGGAUCCAGAGGUUGGUGGAGGGGAUCAGGAUUCCAGUGACGAUGAUGAUGACGAAGGUGAUGGCACAGCCGUGGACAACAUCGGCAUUGUCGUGUCCAACGUCCUCAAAUCGCAGUCAAAGCUCGAGGGGCUCAAGGCAAAGCUGUCUGAUGUUGGGACGCCUGAAGGUAAAGAGUUACUUGUUCAAAGUUCAGAUUGGCAGUGGCUUUACAUGAUAUAUAUAUAUAUAUAUAUAUUAUAUAUAUUAUACAUAUUAUAUACAUAUCAAAGUUUAUGGAUAUGCUGUGGUGUAUACGUAUACGUGCAUUGGUAUGCAUUUCAGUCUUCAAGAUCAUGUUUCACAUCUAAACUGCAGUAUAUGUUUUGCAUGACUGCUUAUACAUCAAAUUUGUUGUAG